AUGGCGGCGGUAUUAGAUGUAUCAUCUAAUAAGCUCCGCUCGGAUAAGGAGUGCGUAGAAACACACUGCAGUCCUUGUGGUAGAGAAAACAGGAAGGUAGAUGCUACAAAAUUCUGUACUGAAUGUGACGAACAUUUGUGCGAGAAAUGUGUGCACGAUCACAAGAAAUUCGUGGUGACCAAGACACACAGAAUUACAGCUAAACAAAAACCGCCUAGUACACCAAGACAAAAACUGACAGACAGAUGUACGCACCAUGAAGGGAAGACAAUCGAGUUGUUUUGUGGCGACCACGACGAGCUGUGCUGUAGUGUUUGUGUUGCCGUCGGCCACAGAGCUUGUAAAGAUGUCAUAUAUAUACCCCAGGCGGCCGCCGGCGUCGAGAGCAGCAUGGAACUACUCGAGGUCAAAGAAUCUAUACGAAAGAUAAAAGCUGACGUUGACACUCUCCGAAACCAACGCGAGGAGAAUCAAAAUCACGUGCAACAGCAGAAAGAGGACAUCAUUAACGCCAUCUUGGACAUGCGCAUUAGAAUCACGGAUAUCCUGGACAAGUUAGAACAUACUGCCAGGCAUGAACUUCAGGAAAAGUAUGACGUCGUAAUAACGAAGAUAGAUGAUGACGUCAAGACGUGUGAAGACGUCUCUGAUACUCUUGGUGGUCUUACCGCAAAGAUAGAGACAACAACAAACAAUGAACCAGAACUGUUUGUUACGCUAAAGAAAGCCAAAAAGAGUGUACAGGAAGGAAAGGCUGUCGUACAGAACAUUUCUAAGAACUUAGGGAAGGAAAGGUUACUGUUUAUGGCGGACAGAAAUCUGGAGAACUUGUUGAAUAGCAUGAAGACGCUUGGUGAUUUUGGGGAAGACACACACAAUUACAAAGCGCAGUUUGAGGGCGAAUACAACAUCAGCUUAUCAUCAGAUCAUGGUACGAGUGAGGAUAACACAGGUUCUGUAUGUCUACCCGACGGCAAGAUAAUUCUUACCAGCACGCAUCAUAAAAGGCUCAAACUUCUGACCGCUAAUUUCCGCGUGAUUGACCAUGUUGACCUUCCCGGCAAACCUUACGCUGUAUGUUUAGCUAGUCCUGCAGAAGCGAUCACCAGUCUUAGAGAAGAGAAACAACUUCAGUUUAUCACAGUAGAUAAGAAACUAAAAGUGUCACGACUGAUGAAAAUUGGCGUGUCAUGUUAUGGUGUUGCAUGCAAUAAUGGAGAAAUAUUUGUCGCGUGUAUUGGUGGCCAAUACGAAAAUAGACCGCAGCUGAGGGUGUACAAUAUGUCUGGGCGUCUACUGCGGGUAUUUGAAAGGGAUCCCGAGGGUAUUCCAAUAUUUUCUUCCCCGAGAAAUCUAGAGAUAAGCCCCGACGGCACAAUGAUUCAUAUAACAGACAGAGAAUCUGGCGUUAUAACGAUGGGCUUGUAUGGUAAAAUCCUGUCUAAGUACAAACGCCCCGAUUUAGAAUCUCCAAGAGGCAUUGCCGUCGACCCCGACGGUAAUAUUUUUGUUUGUGGUCAGAAUUCACACAAUGUAAUACAGUUGAAUGCCGCAGGCGAGGAGGCUGGUGUAGUGAUAAAAGACCGCACGCGGUUUUACAGACCACAGUCUGUAUGUUUCAUACAGAAAGGACCACGAUCUUGGAUACUUGUUACAUUUCUGAAAUCCAAGUUUGUUAAACUCUAUGCACUAGCAUAAAUAACACGAAGUACAAACUGAUAAAUUGUCUGAAGAACACUAUUAUUAAGCUACAUAUUUUAUUUCAAAUUAAACCUGGCCAAAACGUGGUUUGUAUGGUGACACUUCAAAGUUUUUAUUAUUCAUUUAUA
Molecule: messenger RNA, 1829 nt
Organism: Ruditapes philippinarum (Manila clam)
Lineage: Eukaryota; Metazoa; Mollusca; Bivalvia; Venerida; Veneridae
Exons: 7
Coding region: 1-1698 (565 amino acids)
Molecular function (GO): zinc ion binding
Source: RefSeq, a predicted model, not a curated record